Theobroma umbraticum is the source of this 829-nucleotide messenger RNA. RefSeq names its product universal stress protein A-like protein. NCBI's taxonomy places the organism in Eukaryota, Viridiplantae, Streptophyta, Magnoliopsida, Malvales, Malvaceae. The record is from RefSeq and is a predicted model, not a curated record.
AUUGACUUUCAAACUGAAACUCAUUAGAUUAUGGGCCUCGUUCUUUUUAAAUAGAAAAAUGUAAAUAAAGCAAAGGUUGAUGCAGAUUCUAGCUAGAGCACUCAGUUUGUGAAGAAUCAUCCAGUACUAGUUCAUUUCAAGCUUCUGUUGAGCCUAGCAGGACUUCUGGUGCAGACUGAAAAAUAUAUUUGGUAUCAGCUUCUUUAUAAAAAAAAAUGGAGGAAGAAAAGAAGCGGUGUCAGAAGAAGGUGAUGGUGGCCAUAGAUGAAAGGGGAUGCAGCUAUCAUGCACUCAUGUGGGUGCUCAAAAAUCUAAAAGAAUCAAUCACCAAGUCACCGCUAGUCAUCUUUGCUGCACAGCCACUUCCCGAGUAUAGGUACUUUACAUUUGCAGCAGAGCUUGGCUUCGCUCACAUGUACUGUCCGCUGUUAGCCACCUCAGAUUUGGUUGACUCUGUGAAAAAGAAAAAUAAGAAAGUGGCGCGCGGUCUCUUGGAGAAAGCUAAAGGCAUCUGUGCAAGGCAAGGGGUAAAAGUAGAGACAGUUACAGAGGUUGGGGAUCCUAAAGAGACGAUAUGCAAUGCAGUUGAGAAAUACGAAAUCAGUUUACUAGUGGUAGGCGACCAAGCUAAUGGAAUUCUCCAAAGGGCUUUUCAAGAGAGCUUAAGCAGCUAUUGUUUGAAGAAUGCCAAGUGCCCUGUUCUUGUCGUAAAUGAAUCUGUUAUACCAAAAUAAGAUUUACAUCAACAUGUUUGUUAUUAUGCUGUAUGCAAAUUAAACGAAGUAGCUGAACUUUCUUUUUAAUAGAUUAUAAAAUGUUGCGUAUUCAA